Molecule: messenger RNA, 997 nt
Organism: Sceloporus undulatus (fence lizard)
Lineage: Eukaryota; Metazoa; Chordata; Lepidosauria; Squamata; Phrynosomatidae
Product: putative methyltransferase DDB_G0268948
Exons: 6
Coding region: 78-896 (272 amino acids)
Molecular function (GO): S-adenosylmethionine-dependent methyltransferase activity
Source: RefSeq, a predicted model, not a curated record
GUCCAUCAUUCAUCAGGCAGACCUUUGCAGCCAGGCCUUCUCCUUGCAUUGCCUUGCCUUUGGGUCUGGGUUCAAGGAUGGCCACCAGGCUCUUCGAGGGCAAGGACCAUGCUGUUUUCUACCAGAAAUACCGGUUCUCAGUCCAAGAGAACCUGAGGAAGCUGAUCUUCUCCUUCAUGGAGAGAAAGGUGAAGUCCUUCGGUCUGGCGGUGGAUGUGGGAUGCGGUUCAGGCCAAUGCACCCACCUGCUGGCAAAGCGUUUCGACAAGGUGAUCGGAACAGACAUCAGCGAAGCUCAGAUCGAGGAGGCCAAGGCGGCCCCCCACCCCGAAAACGUCUCCUACCUUGCAUGCCCUGCGGAAGAGGUUCCCGUUGAGGAUCACUCGGUGGACCUUGUCGCAGCUUUCACGGCGGCCCACUGGUUCGAUAUCCCCCGGUUCAUGAAGGAAGUGAGGCGGAUCCUCAAGCCCUCUGGCUGCAUGAUCCUGUCUUCUAAUACCCUCGACAUGCGGCUGCACUACGGGGAUUGUAGCGAGAAGCUAACCGAGAUCUUUAGGGAGUUUCUAGACCAAGUCGCUCCCUAUGCAAGUGAAAAAGUCCAGUUUGUCAUGAGUGAUUAUAAAGAAAUAUUUGAUGCUGUGCCCUUUCAGGACAAAGAGAGGAUCACGGAUAUUUUUGACAAAGUCCCUAUGACUGUGGCUGAGCUGAUUGGAUACAUCCAGUCCUUUUCCACGUACCAAACCUUUCUGAAAGCCCAGCCCGAGAAGGCCAGAUCUCUUGUGCAGAACUCUGAACAACGAAUCAUGGAGACCAUGGGAGUUACUUCUCGUGAAACGCCGCUGUACCUUUGCACUCGGCAUGUCUGUGUCCUGGCUUGUAGGAGCUCUGAAAAGUGAUGCAGAUACAGAUGAGGACCACAGUGCCUACAGAAAAGGGGUGCUCUGUUCGAACCCUGACAACAUUCCUGUAAAAACUAAUAAACCAUUUAUUCCAAGAA